AUGCCUAAGUACGCUAAAUUUCUCAAAGAUCUUUUGAAGCGCAAGGAGAGGAUUGGGGAGUUUUCGAAUAUUCCAUUGACAGGAGGUUGUUCCGCGGUAGUCUUGAAUAAGCUGCCAGAGAAAUUAACCGAUCCUGGUACUUUCACGAUUCCAUGUUUCUUUGGGGGAGCCGUUACCCCCGCUCACGCUCUAGCCGAUUUAGGGGCCAUCAUCAACCUGAUGCCGUUUUCGUUGUACGAGAAGCUUGGUUUAGGAGAGUUGACGCCCACGCGUAUGUCGCUGUCCUUGGCUGACCGAUCAGUCAAGUAUCCUCGUGGAGUAGUGGAGAAUUUGUUGGUUAAGGUGGAUAAGUUCGUCUUUCCGGUGGAUUUCGUUGUGCUUGAUAUGGAGGCUGAUGAGAGAGUUCCUAUUAUUCUGGGCCGUCCAUUCCUGAGGACCGCAAAGGCGAUCAUCGACGUCUUUGACGGUAAGAUUUCUCUUCGAGCUGGUGAUGAGAUUGUCACAUUCGAGAUUGAUAGAGCGAUGCAGCAUCCUGGAGGUCGAGAUGAUGAUAGCGGGCCAUGUCAUUCUGUUUACUUCCUGAAUUCUUUCAUAUCUUGUGUCGACACGUGUUUCGAGUACAUCAGUGGAGCUGAUUUAGUAGGCGAGGGAGUUGUUGACGAGCAUGAGGAAGAGAAAGUUCAGGAAGUCAAGGAGGAGCAGUUAGAUGAGGAUGAUGAGUUAUGGGUUCUUGAGACGUUGGAGCUCAACGAGAUUAGUGAUGAGAGUACUCCUGUAGAGAUUUGA
Molecule: messenger RNA, 786 nt
Organism: Helianthus annuus (common sunflower)
Lineage: Eukaryota; Viridiplantae; Streptophyta; Magnoliopsida; Asterales; Asteraceae
Exons: 1
Coding region: 1-786 (261 amino acids)
Source: RefSeq, a predicted model, not a curated record